This is a messenger RNA of Truncatella angustata, 865 nucleotides long. RefSeq lists its product as uncharacterized. The record is from RefSeq and is a predicted model, not a curated record. The transcript has 2 exons. Lineage: Eukaryota; Fungi; Ascomycota; Sordariomycetes; Amphisphaeriales; Sporocadaceae. Bases 103 to 762 code for a protein of 219 amino acids.
GGAUGUUUUCCGACGGAAUCGAGGUUGGAUACUGACUAAAAUCAUCUGGCAGCGCCAGCAUGAUACCGCAAUAGCGUGGAUUGGCACGUGAGCGGCUCUGACAUGUACAUACAUACACUGACACCUCCACAACCCUGCGAUGUAUGGCUCUGGGAGGCGUGGUUUGCCCUAAUAAGGGAUGUUCCCCACGUUAAAUACAAUCAAUCAAUCAAUCAAUCAUUUAUCGAGGAUCUCGAACACGAAGUAAAGUUCUAUCAGGCCCUCCAGCCGCUGCAGGGUAGAGCCACUGUGAGAGGCGCAGUCAAUCCCGUAACAGCCACGCCUAUCUUUCUCGGGGCGAUCGACCUACGUUCGAUAUCACGCACUUGCUACUACGACUUCCGAGUCCGAGUUCAAUACAUGAUGUUUCUAUCCUGGGGUGGUGAUAGCUUGGACUCCGUGCGCACUGCGGGCGAUGAUGGAAAUCUAAGGCGACAAUUGAUUCAUGCCAUCCGUGGCUUGCACACUUGUGGGGUCGCGCACAAGGAUCUCCGGUGUCCUAAUGUGCUGAUAAACCGAGAGACUGGACAGAAUAGGAUAUGCGAUUUCGAAAGGGCUGUUUUGAUGAAACGUCCUCGGCUCCCUCUUGGGUCUGUGGUGCCAAAUAAGAGAAGGUUCCCGACAAGAGACAGCGGGGGAAAGGUGGGUCGUAACUUGCCUUGUGAGCGGCAAAUGUGUGAAGACUUGAACGCAGUCAACAUGAUAUGCGUGCAACAGAUAUGAGGUACAUCGGCGUUUGGACUUAUCAAGGUUGAAGAUUUAUACGAUGUCGGAGUUUAGCUGUUCGAUGAUGAAGUGGGCGGGAAGCGGGUAAUCAAAAUCCGCG